AUGGCAGAACCAACUGUCCACUCCCUAUUCGAGCCUGUCACUGGCACCUGGCAGUACAUUGUCUCGGACCCCAACACCAAGAGUGCCGUCAUCAUCGACCCAGUUCUGGACUAUGAUCCCGUCAAAGCAGCCGUGUCGACGGGAUCGGCUGAUGCCAUCCUCAAGACUGUCAAAGACAAUGGCUUGAAGAUUGAGAUGAUUCUAGAGACGCAUGCUCAUGCGGACCAUCUGACUGCUGCAUCAUAUCUCCAGUCAGCCCUUGCCAGAAGUCAAGGUUCCAAGCCACUCAUCGGCAUUGGAAAGCUUAUCCGCCAGGUUCAGAGCUUAUUCGGAGAACGAUAUGGCAUCGAUCCAAGAGAGUAUGAUGCCGUGUUUGAUAAGCUAUGGGAAGAUAACGAUGAGUUCAUCAUUGGCACUUUGUCUGCCCGCGCUGUUCAUCUCCCUGGCCAUACGCCAGAUCACAUGGGAUACCAUAUUGGCAAAAACGUGUUUGUUGGUGAUUCCAUCUUUCAUGUUGACAUCGGCUCCGCCCGCGCAGACUUUCCUGGUGGCAGUGCUGAGGCCAUCUUCAACUCUGGUCGCAAGCUUCUCGCACUCCCAGAGGAUACAAAGAUCUGGGUAGGGCAUGACUAUCCACCGGCUGACCGAGAAGCCCCGGUUCCCUUUGCUACGGUGAAGGAACACAGAGAGAACAACAAGCAUCUCAAGGAUGGAACGCGUGAGCAUGAGUUCAUUGAGAUGCGCAAGAAACGUGAUGAGUCCCUUGCUGCGCCUCGAUUGAUUCAUCCUUCGUUGCAGGUCAACAUUAGAGGUGGACGACUGCCGGCACCGAACCCGGCAGGACUCAAGACGAUUCAUUUACCAGUGACGGGUUCGUCGUGGUAG
Molecule: messenger RNA, 885 nt
Organism: Fusarium musae
Lineage: Eukaryota; Fungi; Ascomycota; Sordariomycetes; Hypocreales; Nectriaceae
Exons: 2
Coding region: 1-885 (294 amino acids)
Biological process (GO): hydrogen sulfide metabolic process; glutathione metabolic process
Molecular function (GO): sulfur dioxygenase activity
Source: RefSeq, a predicted model, not a curated record